AUGCAACAUCAAGGCCAGACCAGCUCUCCUUCACCUACUCAUUAUUCCCCUGCGGCCCUUGCAGCAGCCGCUGCCGCUGCAAUCGCCUUGGCUAAUUCCUCAGCCUCUGGAUCUCAGACUUCUAAUACUUCGAAUGGCCAUUCUAGCGUGCCUGAGGGUACUAAUCGUGAUUCUCUGGCAUUUUUAUCUUUGGCUUCUCAUCCCUGCUCCGGUCAUGAUAACACCGAAAAGAGUAUUUCCCCUUCUGCCCUCUUCUGUAGGCCAUCUUCCGCCGCUCCUGAGCAAUAUAGUGAUCACGGCAUAGCGACUAAUAUUCCUAUGUGUCGUAAGCUAUCUGCCAGUUGCCUAUUUUCUUCGGCAGCCAAUAAUCCCAGUUCUCGCUCGGUGCUUUCCUCUGCAGGUCUUGCCUCUAUGCUCACUGCUGCUGCUGCUGCUUCUGCAGGUGGCGGUCAGUCUUUUCAAUGCAUUCAUCAGCAGCCAGUCGACUCCCGCUCCGGACCACUUCAUGCUUUUCUGGCCGGUGUUGCUGGACAUUCUCAUCAAAUGACGCAUUUUACCGAAGCAGCAGCUGCGGCUGCGGCCGCCGCAACUUCGUCAUCUACUUCACACAGGCCCGCCUCACCUUUCACUUCAUCAAGUAAUCACCAGCAUUCCUCCGCCUCCAAUCGUUCCUCGACCGUUUCUCCAGCUUGCGCUCCCGCUUUGGCCAACGUUCUUUCUGUUUCUUCCAAGGCUGGUCUACAAGUUGGCCUCCUUCAAACUCAAGUUUCGCCACUGGGGAUCUGCCAUAGACACCAG
Messenger RNA from Protopolystoma xenopodis, 798 nucleotides. The record is from the annotation of a GenBank genome assembly. Lineage: Eukaryota; Metazoa; Platyhelminthes; Monogenea; Polystomatidea; Polystomatidae.